This is a messenger RNA of Silurus meridionalis, 2718 nucleotides long. It is a transcript of the gene tmem175, whose product is annotated as transmembrane protein 175. Gene Ontology annotation, molecular function: potassium ion leak channel activity; proton channel activity. The transcript is spliced from 10 exons. Gene Ontology annotation, cellular component: lysosome; endosome. The record is from RefSeq and is a predicted model, not a curated record. Lineage: Eukaryota; Metazoa; Chordata; Actinopteri; Siluriformes; Siluridae. The coding region runs from base 182 to 1753 and encodes 523 amino acids.
UUUUGUGAUGUAAUCUGCAUAUCCGCAUGUUUUAAUCCGCGUUACACUUCACAUAAAACUACACCGCGCAAUGUUUUCGAGACGCAGGUUCACGUGUUCAGCUUUCUGCGCACGCGCGGUGCGGGCUGCAGCGUCGUUCUUGUUUGCAAACAAGACGGCGUGAGUCGCGGCUGCUGUCGCCAUGGCAGAGAACGACGAGAGCGAAAUUAUCGAGCACCACGACGAUGAAGAGAUGGAGAAAAUGAAAAGGCCGAGAAACGAUUCGCAGUCGUUCAUGGAGAGCGUCACAGCGUCCGAGAGAGACGGAGACAGCAGCACCCAGUCCUCCCACCGCCUGCUGGCUUACAGCGAUGCUCUCAUCUCCAUCAUCGCCACUGUCAUGAUAUUACCUGUUGCCCAUACAAAAUUUCAAGACAAUGAGGAGCUGAAGGAGAGCAUUCAGUUGCUCCUCACCACUAAGAUCGCCGUGUACCUGAUGACAUUUCUGAUAGUAACGGUUGCUUGGGCAGCACAUAUAAGACUGUUUCGGGUCAUCGAACGCAUCGAUGACACACUCGCGCUUCUUAAUUUGGCUUGUAUGAUGCUGAUCACUUUUCUACCGUAUACAUUCUCUCUGAUGGCAACUUUCCCAAGUAGCACCCUUGGUAUUCUGCUUUUUUGUGCCUGCGUCAUUAUAAUCGGUCUCAUUCAGGCCGUUAUCGUCUUGUAUGGGUUCAGCCGUCCUUUCCUGCUAAACGAGCACAUCCAGAUGUCGGUGAACCAGGCCUAUUACAGACGCCAUAUUCUUGAAGUUAUAAUGAGAGUGCCUAUAAUCUGUUUCGUCGCCGGUGUGUUUGCAUUCAUCUAUUUUAAACUGUCAUAUGUCUUGCUCGCCCUUGUCAUAUUCACCCCCUAUAUAUCUCAGGCUAUAAAAUGGAUUUGGACUAAAGCCAGUGGCAGUCCCUUAGCUCAGGUAGAGGAGACUCCUGACUCCAUACUUUUUUAUACGUAUCACCCCAGUGAACCACUGAGCAAGGAGCGAGUGGAGGCUUUCAGUGACGGGGUUUAUGCCAUUGUAGCCACUCUUCUCAUCUUAGAUAUAUGUGAGGACAACGUGCCGGACCCGUCUGUCGUGCAGAAGCAGUUUAACGGCAGUCUCAUCGCUGCUCUUCACGAUUACGGCCCUGAGUACCUGGCAUACUUCGGCUCCUUCGCAACAGUGGGCCUCCUGUGGUUCGUGCAUCAUUCGCUCUUCCUGCACGUCACUCGCGCCACACGUUUGAUGGGUCUCUUCAACACUUUCUCCCUAGCUUUUAUCGGUGGCCUGCCACUCGCCUACCAGCUAACGCACGAAUUUCCUCGCGGCUCUCGAAACGAGCUCGAGGCCAUCCAGAUCAGCUGCGUCAUCAUCUUCUUCGCCGGCCUCUUUCAGCUGGCCAUGUGGGUCACGGCACUCUUCACAGAGCGUGAGACGCUCCAUCCGUACGUGCGACACGGAGGCCGUGAGCACGCCUUCAUGCUCGCUAAGCUCUUGCUCUACCCCUGUGUCGCACUCGGGACCUUUUUCUCCACAUGCUUCCUCAGCCGCUUUAGCUCACCCAUCUUCCACCUGAUGCAGAUCGCAGUCCCAUUUGCAUUCCUGCUCCUGAGGCUGAUGGUGCGAGUGGCGCUGGCCGUGUUGAGGUGGCUUUUCUGUCCAAAGACACCUAAUGGAAGAAGUGCGUUGGUGGAAGAGGAGGAUGCGCGUGUGCCUUUUACAGACAUUGUGACUUAGCAGGAUGUUAUUAUCCCAGGAUAAAAUCCAGCAAGGUCUAUGGGCCCGUUGUCACCAAGGAUUCCUCUUGCAAUCUGAUGUGUAAUUGCUUGCUGCAAAAAGUACCUGUGAAGGAAUUAACUACACUAAUCUGCCGCUCCUGACACAACUGCACAACAUCGAGUUAAUAGUGUGGUGAUUUGUAGACACUGAAAUCAUUAUAAUUUUAAAAGAUGGUAAAUAGAAUUAAUUUUAUUCUAAGAAUGAAAGCCAUUGUUAAAUCCGUCCUCUAUCUAUCUAUCUAUCUAUCCAUCCAUCCAUCCAUUCAUCCACCCACCCACUCUCGCAUUGGACUCUGGAUCGGAAGGUCAUAAGAUCAAAUCCCUGCACUACCAAGCUGCCACUGAUGAGCUCUUGAGCAAAGCCCUUAACCCUCAAUUACUAAGUUGUAAGUCGUUCAAUGGAAAAGUGUGUCACCAUAAAUGUAAAUCUAAACGGCAUGAUGAGAAGCGAUGAGUUAAAUUACACUCAAAAUUAUACGUGCAAAGUAUUUCAGGCAAACUUAAAAUAGAAGCUAAAAUGAUUAUAGAAAAUAAUGAAUGGCCUUCUUCAUUAUUGCGCAGAAAAUGCCAGUCCUUUUAACCCCCCACACACACACACACACACACACACAAUGCCUAAAUGCCAACCACAUGUUUCCCUAUUUAAAAUAUGAACUUGAUUAGUAUGCAAUCAGGAUUUUGUAUUAAGGUCAAAAUUCCCCAAAUGAACAUGAAAUUAGGUCCAUGUGCACACGUGGCUCGCACACCGAUCACUCAUCCUGCACGGCUUAAGGCACAUGCAUACGAUUACCAAGCAACCAUAUUAUGCAAACGAUAGCAAAAUCACAUACCAGUCCAUUUCCUUAUGAAUCUGCAUGACUUUGUUGGCCUGUCUAUGAAAAUACGUUUCAUACUUAAAUGUUUUAUUAAAUUAUUUUGAGUUUA